Messenger RNA from Macadamia integrifolia, 2265 nucleotides. Its product is annotated as protein PHYTOCHROME KINASE SUBSTRATE 4-like. Bases 474 to 1952 code for a protein of 492 amino acids. Gene Ontology annotation, biological process: phototropism. The record is from RefSeq and is a predicted model, not a curated record. The transcript has a single exon. NCBI's taxonomy places the organism in Eukaryota, Viridiplantae, Streptophyta, Magnoliopsida, Proteales, Proteaceae.
AUACUCACUCCAAAAUUUUUUGUGACAAAUACAAGAAAAGUUGUAAAACCGUUCCCUUUUCGCUUGAUGGAGAGAAUGUUUUCAUGCUGCAACCUAAUAAGAAAGAUCUCACCACAAGAAGGAACGUCAUUGAGAAUCAAAAUUGGAUUUGUGACUGGAUGUGGAAAUGUAAAGUAUCCUGUGAGAAGGAUACGGCUUUUGGAGAUUUACCGCCAUAUAUAUGCAUGAAAGGUUUCUUUAUGGGAAACAAAUACUUGAGACUUGAAAGUUACAAAUCGACUUGAGAUUGGGUGUAGGUACAUCGUUCCCUAAGGUGACGUGAGGACUCCUCCCAACACGAACUCUACUUGAACACUAGAUAUGCCAUACCUGAGGAAAUGAAUUUCACAAGGCCAAGGCUAAUUAGCUGUUAGUGCUCAGAGCUUUCUUGUUCUUCCUGUGCUUUUGUUUCUUCAGAGAGAGAGAGAGAGAAGAUGCAGAGGUACACAGUUGGUGCGAACUUAAAUGGUGGGCUUUCUGAAAGACCCAUCUUUGAAGGGACUGAAUCUACCUCAUUUCCACCAAGAUCCCAUCUCAGAGACAUAGAUGACGCAGAGAUCAGCAUCUUUAAUAAGGGUGGAGAUCAGGAAGAGAAGAAGAAAACUUCUACUGUGACUCUAAAUCUAGAUAGAAUCACUGACAGGUGUGAUGUCUCUAUGGUUUCAAGGCUACCUUUUGUCUCAUCAGAUCAUGAGACCCCAACAGCUUCAUCUGAAGCUAGCAGGAACAACCAGUCUAGUGUGUUGUCAAUUCCACCAGGUUCAGUUUCAGUAUCUACAAAAGAUCUUCCUUUAGAUGAGAAGAGAAGAGGGUCUUCUAUCAAAUGGCUUUUUGGAGCAAGAUGUCCCUGCUCUGGUAAGAAAUCUGUUCAAGUGGAGGAGAAAUUAUCAAAUCCGAAGAGCCCAUUUCAUUCAAAUUGUGAUUCUAACAGUUCUUUGAAUCCCAAGAAACAGAGCUAUAGAGCAGAGGAAGGUGCUCUUAAUAGAGGAGUACCUAAGGAGAAAGCAGCAAAGUUAAUUGAAAAGAAUAUGAUGAUUGAUGAAAGGAGAGAAUUGAAAUCAGUGACUGGGAACCAUUUAUCAUCGGAUUCCAGCCUAGUUUUGCAGGAAAACCAUUCAUCAUCAUCCGAGUGUGGCGGUCCCGAAGUAGUCUCCCAGGGAAGGGCAAUUACUGACGGUGGUUCCUUCUCCUUUCCUAUACUAAAUCCUCCACCUAGAGAGUCACUAGAGAUCUUCAAGCCAACGGACGAAUUAGUUGAAAGGAAGUCGACAGAGCUCCAGCGGCGUAUAUUGAUGUCAUUUACCGGCGAAAUCGAUCAACAAAGCUUCACUUUCCCAGCAAGUCCAAGUCCAAAAACUAGAGCUGCAACUGCAACAGAUGAUGAUGUAGCAAGUGACACAAGCUCAGACCUGUUUGAAAUCGAAAGCUUCUCAACUCAGACAACAAUGUAUCCACUGAACCGCCGGAAAGAUUCCUUUGAUAAGUUUCUGUCAAGCAAUGAUGGAAGGGGAAUUCUUGGGAAUGAUAAUGGAAAGUUACAAUUCCGGCGGGGACGGAGCCUUGAUGGGACUAUGAAUGCCUCUUCAAUUACACCAACAGAAUGUUAUGAGCUCAGUAAGGUUAGCAUUGAUUGGAAUGUUGCAACUGCAGAGGGAUUCGACCGAGGAAGUGACACAGACUUUUCGACGACGAUGGUGGCAGCAUCUGAGUAUGAGAAUGUCAGGUUCAUCAUACAGAAAGAAUCUGAGAAGGAUGGUAAUGGUGGUGGUGCUGUUACUAACAUUAGAAGGAAGGUAAAUGGUUUGUUGAAUUGCAGAUGUGAGAAGGCAGUUAGUACUGUAGGCCCUCAUCCUCCAGUGAAACCAGGGCCUGAUCAUCAAUGUCACUGUGCCAGUGCCUUUGGUACACAAUAACCAGGUGGUUUUUGUUCUUGGCUUUGAGUGAUUUAGAAAGAAUUGUUCAACAAUUCUUGCUUGCUUGUUUGAGUUAUGAUUUUAUAGCACGGCAGCCUCACAUAAUCAUUCUCUCAAUCCCCUCCUAGUUAGUGACUUAAAACAAUUUUUACCUUUUAAAUUUCGAAUUCCUAUCAGGUUCACGUAUGAGAUUUUAUUCUCAUACGCCUCUGGUAUAGGGAUUUGGAACCCACUUUCUCUCUCUCUGUAUUUAUUGGAUUCAAAAUCGCCGGAUUAAGGUACGAGAAUCUAAUUCAAUCUCUUAUAUUUCUAA